GCCUGUCAACUGACGUAAUACGUUCGGGUUGUGAGUUGUUUUUUGCGGAAGUGAAAUGACAAGCUCAACAUUACUCAUAAACAUUUCGAGGAGCAGAUGAGAGAAACACAUUCGUUAGAUAGGUAAGCUUUAUCUAUAUUAUUUCUGUAUAAUGACUCGAUUUCAUUAUUUUUUUCCGACAAAAAACACUGUAAGGACUCUGGCUAAUUUACCAUGACAACAACAAUCCUCCUCAGUUUUACUCAGAGUCCUUCAGACUCUCUAAGCGAAUGUUACUACGCUUCAAACUGCCAUGUUUUACCAUUGCUUCAAAUAAGGAGUGUCACAGUUGUUAGUUUACGAUUCAGUCAACCCCCAUUGUUAGCUGCCCACAUCGUUAGCUGACCUGCUAACUCAAUAGAAACUGAACAAUCAGCAAAACUGUGAGCUAGCUUACAGCUAACUGCAGCCGAGCAGAGACUGACAGAGAGAGAAAUAAACAUCAAAUAUCCCAGUUAUUGGCGUUAAUGUUACAGUGGAAAGACUGUGAGUUCAUAACACAUUAACCUGUCAAUAUAAAGGCCAAACACAUCAACUUAAUUCACAGGUAUUUUUAAAAAAGGAUCGAAAGUAAUGAUUCCAUACGGCUACAUUUGAUAAUUCAUGAUUUAAAUAGAGAAAAAAAAACGGUUUGUUGAAGACAACAGUGGAGAAGGCUUCCUGAGUGCUGAAAGAGUCUUUUAACAGACAGUAGCUGAAAUAAGGCUUUUCAGGAUGAAAAACCUUUAUGAGCUGUACAAUGUAUUAAGGUACAAACAAAAGUGUGACUCCUUCUGUCCCUGCAGGUUUAUCUGAGGAAUUACUUUGACACUUUGUUUUCCUCACUGUCUGACAUUUUUGUCCGUCUUUAGUUUUUACAUCAAACAUUUUAUCUUCAGUUUAGAACAAGCAUAAAUCCACCUCUUUGACUAGUCAAGGCUGGAUCAGUGACCAUGCUCUUGUAGUUAACUGACUGCACAUCUGAAAAUAAAGUUGUUUUGAAGUUAAUUUACACACUUGAGUCUGAACAUGGUGACACAUUUGAAGUGGGUUCCUGAUAUUUAUCUUUAUUGCAGUUAAAGUUGUCUCAGCAGAUCAUAAAUGUAGUGUGAAAUAUACUGUGUUUGCUGUGCUUGGGAGUGACACUGUACACACACUAUCCUCUAAGCAGGUUAGUCUAGCCCUGCUUUUGGCUAUUCAGUAUUAAUCACUCAUUGCUUCACUGGUAUAAUAGCAGAAGUGCACGGCAUAUAUAAAGACUCCACCUAUUGUACGUGAAAGCAAAGGUAUGGUUCACUGGAAGUCAGGUGUUUGUCUAAAGGUGCCAAAAGAACAGCACGCAUCUGAUGAAUCCACAGUGUUGAGUGAGAGAGCUGUGAUGUAACCACAGCUUAUAGUGAAUGUGCCUUAGCCACAGGUCUGUCUGAACUGGAGUCCAGUUCAUGUGCUGCUGUGAAUUUAAUGAGUGUCCUUUGAAUGCAGCACACAGAUGAUAGGCAACCAGCCUCUCAUUCUCAGAUCACCAUCACUACUAACAAGACAACCUCAUCCCCUUGUCUAUCUGUUUUUGUUUCACAUCCAGGUUGGUCUUCAAAUGAAGAAGGCUCACCUGGUUGAGCCUGUUUGUCUCCCUCUGUUGCCAUGGCAACACCCUAUUUUCCCACAUUCCUGCUCCUCCUUUUCUUGUCUUCCUUCACCCUUUUGCUUUUGACCCUGCUCCCCUCAGUCUCCCCGUCGCUUCCCUCCUCAUUUUCGUCUUCCCCAUCAUGGCCGUCACCCUCCUGUGGCCCGGCUCAGGCUUGGGCGGUUCGUCUCGAUGCUGGCUCAAGUCAUGACAUUGAAGACAAUGCUGGCUCAGAUUAUGAAGAUAAUAACAAAGAACGGCGUUCUGUGCACUUGGAUGCCAUAGCCAACAGGGUAAGAUUUUUCUUCAUCAUUUUCUGCCUUUUUCUGCAGGAUACAACAUCCUAUUUUUUAACCAAAGCUCCAUUUCACUGUCCUAAAAAUGUAAUAAUGAAACUGAAUGUGGUCAGCUUACCACAUUCAUGUACAACCCCAAUUCCAUAAAAACAGGUUGACUGUUAAAAAAUCACUCUACCCUUUAUCUGAUCAGAAACAGUGCAAAGAUAACAUAGUCGGGUUUCCAUUGACUCGCUAGAGAAGAGGAUGUGACAUCCAUGAUCUCCCAAAGGAAAACUCAGGAUUUAUCAGACCACAUUUUCCAGUUCAGGUCCAGAUUUGUCUCUGGUGUCUCUGGAUCCUGUCUCUAUCUGGUUUCCUCUUUCACGGUUCAGUUUUAACCUCAUUAGUGGAUGCAGUGAUGAACUGUGUUCACAGACAAUGGUCUUUAAAGUGAUUUUGAGCCCAUGCAGUGAUUUCCACUCAGGAUUCGUGUCUGUUUUUAAUGCAGUGCUGUCUGAGGGCCUGAAGAUCAGGACCAUCUAGUCUUGGUUUUGGUUCUUACCUCUUUAGUACAGAGAUUUCUCCAGAUUCUCUGAAUCUUUUAAUGAUACAUUUGACACUCAGGAACAUUAUUCUGAAACUGUUGAACUAUCAGCUCACACAGUCUCUCACAGAGUGGUGAACCCCCUCCCAUCUUUUCUACUGAGGAUAUCAGACAUGCAGACAUAAUUUAAUAUCUGAUAUGUUGUCUUUGCUCUGUUUUAAACAUAAUGUAGGCCUCAAAUGGUUUGCAAACCACUUAUCAACACUUAACUCGGGUAUUAACUUUUAUGGAUUCAGUGUUAGACAUGAGGAAGACUAGUUUGUUUUUGAGAGAUACAUUUUUUCAAUGUUUUGUUCUCCUCUGCAGAGUUUCACUUUCCUUUGAGACCACAGCUGUGGUCACAUUUUGUUUCAGAAGAGUGUGACGUCUGGCUGCUAUGCUUUGGGGAUUUUUUUUUUAAGUGAACAGAAACUUCUUCAACAUAAAAAUAAACUUAUUAGUUUUGGUCGGCUCAGGCUAAAAUAAUUAAAUACAGUUUAUCCAUUUCAGAAGAGUUAGUAUUUUAGUUCUGUUUUAAUGUCACAAUUAUGUCUAAUACAGUGGUUCUCAAGUCCAGUCCUCGAGGCCCACUGUCCUGCAUGUUUUGGAUGUUUCCCUGCUCCAACACACCUGAUUCAAAUGAUCAGCUCGUUAUCAAGCUCUGUAAUGGCUUAAUAACGAGCUGAUCAUUUGAAUCAGGUGUGUUGGAGCAGGGAAACAUCCAAAACAUGCAGGACAGUGGGCCUCGAGGACUGGACUUGAGAACCACUGUAUUAGACAUAAUUGUGACAUUAAAACAGAACUAACUAACCACUGCUCUAAUAGAAUUAAACAGUGAAGAGAGGUUUUCGUCAGUUUCAACCAAAAAGGUGAGAGGUCAAAUACACAGGGAUAUCAUAGUUCACUUGAGAACUUGUGGUCGAUUUUUCCAGGACAUACAGGACAAAUACUUUCAUAAGUGAGAACUGGUAUUUCCCGUCCCCUUCUAUGAAAUGAUAUCUGAGGAGCACCUCCAGGGAAAGGUUUUCACUUUUGUUUUCUUGGUCUCAUGGAUGUAUCAGUGUUGUUUCAGAUCCAGGUCAGCAUGACUAUCUCUAAUGCAGCACCGCCUGGAGUUGAUUUGAUUACAUCUGGUUUAUUUUUAUUCUGUCAUCUUUCCAAGAGAACACAACCAUCUGCAGACAAGCUAUCCUUCUGAACCCCUCCUAAAGCUCUUCUUUCCUUCUUGUAUAAAGUGUUUGCAGACAGAGACAUGGUUUUUGCUUUGACAUCCCUCCUAAAUAACUGUAAAGUAACUUCCUCUUCAAAACACACCUGUAUUUAUUUUUUGACAUCUUUUUUUCUUUCUGUGAAACUUGUGUGAGGAGUUUAUACUGGUAAUAAAACAGACUAGAAAUAAUACUGAUGCCCCUUUAUGACCUAAAAAAGCAAACAAACCCAUCAACAGGAGACAAGACCACAUCUAUACAGUUAUUGAAGUCUUAAACUCCCUCAGGUAGUGCUAUAUGAUUUCCAAGAUGCAGUGUGAUGACUGUACACCUCUGAUACAGCUUUUUUUUUUACAUUACAAGGCUAAGAGUCUCGCUGAGUGAAAAAAUGAGGACGAGCUUUUUUGUGAACUGCUUACUGAAAUACUGGACAAAAUCAGCAAAGACAUCUUUGUCCACUGGUGGUUCUUUUUGGAGUUGUAAACUCUAGCAGUCCAUGAAGUAUCCUCCAUUUUAGCCACAGUUGCAGAGAAAUGCUGAGUGCAAAACUAAGAGAUGCAGUAGACCACUUUACCUCAAUUUUAUACCUGUGCAUCAACUCUGUUUCUACACUGAAGAUUUUGAACUUUCUUUUAACCUAUAAAUGUUACUUUGGUUGGUGAUACCAGGUUGCAGAGCAGGCUGGACUGCAGAACCAAGGCCAGAUCGGCCAGCUGGAAGGACACUAUCUGCUGUGCUCAGUUAAACCUGGGCGGGGGUCUUUUGCUGACAUCUGGAGCGAGAGAGUCCAGCCUGCAGAUGUCCUGGCAGCUCACCCUCAUGUUCUGUGGUACUCCAAGGAUCGAGUGCUGAGUCGCUCAAAAAGAUCUGUGGCCUUUAACGAUCCCCACUACCCUAAACAGUGGCACCUGGUGAGACUUUAGAGCUCUGUGUGUCUCUGUCUUCAUUUUACCGCCCACUAUUUAUCUGGAGAGCCUCUCAAAUAAGUGUUGAAGUCUGUCAUCAGUUAGUAAAUGUACUCCGAAAUUAAUUGUGCUGAACUCAAGCAAAGAGAUGUAAAAACCAGUCGAGCAGGAAACCGGCUGUGUUGAUGGAUUUUAAACUUAGGUGAAGGAAAUGUGCAGAGGAUAUAUCUUAUUUUAAUCUUUUAGGGACAUCUGUAUAUUUGAUCCACACUGGAUACUAAAGACAGGUAGACUUGUUUUAAAGUUCGGCUAGUUUUUAAACCUCUUUAAAUUCUGAGCACAUUGAUUCAUUUUUUUUUUGCUUAUUUAUUUACUCAUGCAUGCUAAGGAUAAAAAAAAAAGAAAAGAGGCAUUUACAAACAGCCUGCACAGGUGAGAGGAAAGAAACUUGUUAAAGCUUUCAAACAACAUGGAGGUCAGGCUGUUGCAAAGCUUAAAAAACAUCUUUCAAAUAUAAAUUAUUGUAUUCAAAGCAGUUGGCUUUGAAGGCACUUUGCUCAAAUAGAUGGAUAACUCUUACUGUAUCUUGUUUUGUCACUUUUGCAGAGGUUAAAUUUGAACACCUGAAAAGAAAAAGUAUAAAACAUCCACUCUAAUCCUCUUUAGUCCUCCUCCAUUUAACCACACGGUUUCCCCAUUCUUCUUAUCCCUGCAGCAUAAUGACCUUAAUAAAGGUUUGGACAUCAAUGUAACAGGAGUGUGGGAGCGCAACAUCACUGGUCAGGGGGUCACAGUGGUGGUAGUGGAUGACGGGGUGGAGCACACCCACCAGGACAUUCAGGCCAACUAUGUAAGUCAACACAAAGAGAGGUUUCAUUGUGAUCUCUGAUUGUUUUAAAGAUAUCCUAAUAAUAGUAAAAAUCUUUUUGACUCGUAUCACACUGACAUCUGCCGUUAAUAAUCUGAUAUCCUCCCAGAGUCCAGAGGGCAGCUACGACCUUAACUCCAAUGAUCCAGACCCGAUGCCUCACCCCGACGUCCACAGCGACAACCACCACGGGACACGGUGUGCUGGAGAGAUCGCAGCCGUUCCUAACAACAGCUUCUGUGCUGUUGGAGUAGCUUAUGGCAGCAAGGUGGCAGGUAAGGACAAGAGAGUAUUAUUCAGGAGAUCAUAUUUCAAACUUUAGCCUAAUGAUGUCAUCAGUGGAGGAUGUCAGACAUAUUUUGGCUUCACUUUCCUAAAUGAGAGGAGGUGGAGAAACAACCUCUGUCUGUAUUUGUGUGAAACAGUUAAAAUGUCUUUUGAAUGUUGUUUUCUUUUUAGGCAUCAGAGUCCUGGACGGCCCGCUAACUGACAGUCUGGAGGCGGUAGCCUUCAACAAGCACUACCAGGUCAAUGACAUCUACAGCUGCAGGUAAAAAAAAACCAAAAACAUGUCUGUAUGAACCUGUAAUGUUUUACCUUUGGACUAGCAUCUUGAACAACUCUUCAAUGGUAACACUUUAUUUAAAGCACAAAGAAAGGAUGAAAGGGCAGGCAGAGCAACAGCAAAGAUCCCUUGGGUACAGAAGAGAGCAAGCAUCAGUAACGGCCCAUGCAACAUCAGAAAGAGCAGACACAGCACAUUCAGCACGCUCAUUUUCAUAGUGCCACAUUAUGAAAGACUGAGAUUUUUCUUUUGCCUCCUUCAGCUGGGGUCCAGAUGAUGAUGGACACACAGUAGAUGGACCUCAUCCCCUGGGCAAGGUAAGAGAAAGGCACCAUUUUGCCCAGCAGAGGGCAGUAUACUACAACAGAUCCUUCACUGAUGCCAUCCAGUGCUUCAAGAUGGUUCUGUUGUGACUGCAUGUUUUGUGCCACCCUAGGCAGCGCUGCAGUACGGGGUGAUAGCAGGCAGAAAAGGCUUCGGCAGCAUCUUUGUGGUCGCCAGCGGCAAUGGAGGCCAAUACAAUGACAACUGCAACUAUGAUGGAUACGCCAACUCCAUCUACACUAUCACAGUUGGUAAGGACCUCAAACUCUGGUGACCUCUAAACAUUCAGGUCCAGACAGUCUGACACGGACAGGUAUGAGGGUGAAGAAGUACCUCACAAAUCUAGAUACUCAAGAGAGCAGGGUAGGGCUGAAAGCAAUGAGGAGGAGUCUCUUUAAGGGGGACUGUUUCUAGGUUGAUUUCACUACAACAUGUAUAAGGAUGUUUCUGCAGUGCAAACAUGCCAGUGAAAAAUAACAUCAUGCAGCAAAAUGUUGUGGUUGUUUUAUUUAAAAAAUUUUGAAUUAUAAUUAUAUCCAAGAUAAAGCAGGCUUCAAUCGGGCUGUAGUGGUCUUUAAAUGAGUAGUUGCUCCCUCAGUUGGCCUGCUGAGGGGGGAAAAGGCAAAACCAUCCAACCAUGGUCAUGUCUGACUCAAAUCCACUUCCUAGACAUGGCCUGUAGUGCUGCAUUGUGGGGAAGAUAAUCACUCUGGGUGUGUGUUACAGGAGCAGUCGAUGAGAACGGCAGGAUGCCCUUCUACGCCGAGGAGUGUGCGUCCAUGCUGGCUGUCACUUUCAGCAGCGGAGGGAACAAGCUGAGGAGCAUUGUAGGUCACAGUCAUACCUGCUAAUCUGAAAUUUGAUGCCAACAACAGGUUUAAACAAGUUUCCUCAGGAACAACCAAACAGGUAGUUGGGAAAUGUACUAUGAUGUGAUGCAUGACAUUAGUCCGGAGUGAUCAUGACAUGCCUCUGUAAGUGAACCCAGUUCAUACACACACUGGACAGCUGUAUGUAAACACGGGUAAACACAGAGCUGGGGAAUCCUCCACUCUCAACACUGUAGUCCUUCUGUCAGGAAGAUAAACUCUAAUGUGUCUCAGAGACAAAUGUAGAAGAAUUCAUCACACUCUUUGACUGUUGUCCAGAUCCCACACACGAAGAGCUGUAAAACAUCAUUAUUUAGGUCUGUUUUUUUUUCUUACCUGUAAAUCUAACCAGGGCCAAAAAACCUCUCUCCUACUUUGUUUUUGGAAAACUGAUACCGAUCAGGAUUUAAGACUUCCCUACAGUAUUCUUCUCUCUUUGUAUUUUAAUGAUCUGCUUUUAUUGAAAUAGUUAGGAUGUGUUUUUACUCUCUCUUUGAUCCCUGUAAAGCUGACCCUCUCUUUGUCUUUAAACGUCUGUCACACAGACUCUGUAAUGUACACAGAUGGGGUUUAGUUGGAGCCUGUUCUCAUAUAGUUACAGACAGACAUGAGUAGUUUGUGUUGAAUAUAAGCUGUAAAAGGGUCGGUCUUGUCUUAAAUCAUUUAGGAAUGUAUACAUUUGGCCUCCUGCCUGAGCUGCCUCGCCUUCAAACUGUUUGUACUGAACCUAAAUCACCUCCAGUGAGUCCAUCCGUCUGUCUCUACAGGUGACGUCAGACUGGUCCAUGCAGCAUGGGACGGGCUGCACGGAGAGCCACACCGGCACAUCUGCCGCCGCCCCCCUGGCUGCAGGGAUGGUGGCACUUAUGCUGCAGGUCCGGCCCUGCCUUAGCUGGAGGGACGUACAGCACAUAAUUGCUUUCACCGCCACCAAGGUAGGCCUGAGGACGUCUACAGGAAACACCUGUCAUAUUACUUGUGACAGUGAUCAGUACUGGGUCUGAUCACUGUCACUCUUUUUUUACACAUGUUGGCUGAACAUCCAUGUCUUCAGAAUAAACUGACCAGUUUUCUGAAUUGUUUACAGUUAUAAUAUUUCUUCAAAUUCAAAUAAUUGAUCAGGACACUUUGAGCAGGGGCAUUGCCUGUGUUAUCUGCCUGAUCAUAUAUCCGUGUGUCUCCUUUGAUUUAGACCCUCCUGUGAAAACAUUACCUCAGUGCCUCAUCCAGUGUUUGUACUUCCAUGUGAACAUAUACAGCAUAUCUGUUAAUAUCCUUUCACACACAGACACAGCACAUCUGCUUUAUUUCUAUUCUUAUUGAUUUCUUUUUAGAUUUUUGCUAAUCCUUUUUUAAUCUCUUACUUCUGAUCCAUUUCAUGUGUUUUUUUGUGAGCUGAGUGAAGUUCUGUUUCUGUUUUAUUUCAGUUUCCAUUCAGUAAAAUAUUCUUAAACCACAGAGCACAGCUGAAAGAGGGAGAAUGAGCAAAGUCAACAUCUCUGUACAGAUUUGUGUAUCUUUAUUGUUGCAUAACAGCUAAAAGUAAACUCUGAAAAUGGAUCUCUGUUUUUGUUUGGACAGUGUGACAGCACUGCAGACUGGGGGAGGAACGGAGCCGGGUUUUACCACAGCCACCAGCACGGCUUCGGUCUGCUCAACGCGUGGAGACUCGUCAAUGCUGCCAAGGUACAGACAUGAAUACUUUGAAUAAGGUCUGCAGGGAUCAGCUCUUUUCAUCUUUGAUUAAGUGGAGGGCGUUGAUUAAAGCAAAGUCAAACUUCCUCAGGUCUGGGAGUCCGUGCCAUUUCUUGUGUCCUAUCAGAGCUCAACGAACAAGGAGGACGCCUCAAUCCCGACUUAUCCAGACCAGCUGAUCCGCACCUGGAAAGGUAACUAGCUGCUCUUCUCUCAUGCUCUCAGUUUUGCACUGAACAGCUGAUAGUCCUGUUAACAUUCUGCACCACACAGUUCCCUCCCUCCUGUCCUCCCUCCCUCUCUGCCUGCUCCUCAGUUAGUCUGCCUCUCCAUAUUAGGUAAUGUUCUUCUGUUUGUGAGUUCCUGCGUCCAUUCAAACACUGUUUGAGAUUUUUCUACAUCUUCAUCUUUUCUUCUCACAUCUCUUCUCGUGUUGCCUCUCACUUUCUUAAAUGUCUUUUCCUUUUUUGAUUUGUUCAUAUUUGUUUAUCUCCAUGUGUGAUCUGUCUCUUCAUGACCUCACAUAUUAUUCUCUCCCGUUUUCCUCCCUCCAUCUGUAACUUGGACUCUCUUAAGGCUGUUUUCAGUCAGGAGCAGAGCCAGAGUCGAGUGUGUAUGUGUGGUCUGUAGCAGCAGGAGUUUCUGAGGGAGCAAAGUUUCUAAAGCAAAGAGACUUCUUUACUCUUCAGUCAGACUUUCCUGAAUGGCUUUUCAUCUCUGACAGUGUUAAGCAGCAGCAGCCUCUGUUUUUGUAGUUUCUGUGUGUUUUGGCUGACGCACUGCAGCGACUGCUCUGACCUGAUUAUGACCGGUGGGAAGAUAGGAGCUCAGAUUUUUUUCCAGUUGCACUAAUGUGUUUGUGCGAGUCUUGGUGACGGAUAAACGUCUGUGUAUCAAGUCAUGACAGCAAAAACAAAGAUUUAUUGCUGCUCUGAAGGAGAGCACACAAGAAAGGACAAAAUGUACAAGUACAGAGUCUCCUUUCAUGAAAGCAUGCACAGAGGUUAUGAUCACAGAUAUUUGUUCGAGGAUCAGCCAGAUGAAUUUUCCCCAACUCUCAGUGAUUAAACAGUUUUCUUCUUUAGAAACUUUUCAUUUGGUAAAGCAAACCUAAAUAGAAGCUCUGUCAUCAUGCUAGCAUCAGUUUUUUCACUCUCAAUAAGCUGACAUAGUUGUUUUUCUUUCCUGGUGCAUGCUUUUUUUUUAACCUGACAUUAAUAUGACAGCAGCACAAGAAGCAUCAGGUCCAUGUCACACUUUUUGUACCUGCAGGUAGAUUUUCUUUCUGCACAACAACCAUAGCAUGAAACGACACAAAACAAUCAAAAUAAAAAUGAUGAAAACAAAUAAAAAAUGAUGAAAGUUUGUAUCAAAACUCUUUUUACACAUGAUGCAGAGUUGUCUACCUCUCUGUUUUCAACACUGAUGCAAGCUGAAGCACUCUACCUCACCAGAGAAAUCACAUCCUAACAGCUCUUACUUAACAUUUAACUAGCGGUUACUGGUUGAAGUGCAUGAUGGCAUCAGGUAUUAGUAACAUAAAAGGAUAACAUUUUUGCAUUUUACUGUUAAGAAAGAAUCAAAUAAAUCCUGCAGGCAACCGUCUAGUCUCAGAGUUUUGGAAAUGCACAUCAGGUCCCUGACUGCAUCCACAGAGGAGUUUUUCCUACCCCAGCUUCAGAAUUUAAAGAAGCAUCUCCAUCAAAUCUUUUUAUUCCCUCCUCUCUCUUUCUGGACCUCUCCUGCAUUUAUCUUUAAACCCUAUAUUUAUGUCCGCCCCUCCACCCAUCAGCUCUCUCUCUCCUCUUGUCUCAUUCCCUGAUGGUCUGUCCCCAGACGAUCUGUCCUCCCCUCCACACCUCUCUUUACGCUCCUCGUCCCUUUGCGUCCCUCCCUGCCUCGAGGAUGUGUGCAGCCCUACAUGGUCAGAGAACGCCGCGGCUCAUUAGUAGUAUGAGUCCAGGAAAUACCGAGAAAUUACCGCACACUUCCAUUCGUAGAACGGGAGGUGGUCAGGAGAGCUGACUGAUAACAAAUUGAAGAGGAGAGAGUGGAGAGGAAAGAUUCAGAGUUUGAUGGGGAUCACAUUUAAGUUCUGUUUAUUUUCAGGUUGAUAAUAUUUCAGACUGACUCUGUAGCUUAUUUAUUUUUCUUCAUAUGUAAAGGGUCAAAUGUGACAGUUGUCAAGCUCCUGGUCCUCCUCUUUAACCAUCAAACACACAAGUAAGCUGCUCUCUCUUCUUCUACAGUCACCACUGCUGACCUCAAACAGUCUGGGAUGGAGACGCUGGAGCAUGUUGCUGUCACCGUGACGAUAACACACCCUUGCCGUGGCAAUGUGGAGAUAGUGUUGGUCUGCCCUAGUGGCAUCACUUCAGUCAUUGGGGCACGCAGGGCCAUUGACAGGUACAGACACACACCUAUGAAAAGAGGGCUGUCGAAUGAUGAUUUGAUUUUAUGAUCCCGAUUAAUCAUGUAGUGAUUUGAAAUGAGCCUCAUACGGUCGCACCAAAAUAUAUGUAGCGAUUUGAAAUGAGCCUCACAAGGCCGCACCAAAAUAAUACUUGGCGAUUGGAAUUUAUAAUAAAUGUCUGAAGAUUAAUAAUCUCAAAUUAUGACAUUUAUGCACUCGUUGAAAGGGGCACCACCCACCCUUAAUGGUGGGAAAAUAAAGAAAACAAAAGUUUAAUUCAGAAAUCAAACAUCAAGUCAGUUUUAAUUAAUCAGUCUUAAUUAAUCAGUCUUAAUUAAUCAGUCUCAUAUCUUAAGUCGAAAUUCUAAUUUCAGGGACUCCACUUCUGGAAGAACACUAACAGACAGGAACUUAGAAAAAUAAUGAUCUGUUUAUUACAGGAUAAAUGAUGGUACAACACACAUGCAAUAAAUGAUGAUAAGAUAAUGAAGAUAAAUAAUAAUAGGUGAAUAAAUAAAGAUUCUGAGUCAGGCUAGGAGCACUAAAGUUAAUGAUAGUGAGUGAAUAUGUGCUAACAUAUUAACCUACACUAACUUUGGUGUCGAGAUUAACUCGGAUGUGGAUUUGGAGGAAUCUAAGAUCACCAGAAAUAGGUGGAUAUCUGAGUUAUGAACGCAUGAGACAGCAUCAGCCCUGUCUGGAGCUCUGGAGGUUUGCAUACUUAAGUGAGACUGGUCCUUGGAGAAGAUGGAGCAGGUUCCGAAGGUCCGGGGCUACUGGCGGUUCGAGCGGUUCAGCUCAGAAGACGACUGAAGUCAGCCGAAGGAUGAGCCAGGAGUUGCAGCACUCGGGCCCGAAGUAAAGCCAGCGCCUGUGGAUCCUGUGGAUGCUCGUUUGGGUACUUCUUUGGUCUCACUCAAAAACUCUGGCACAGAGGAUGACCUGGGCCUACUGGGUUGCGUUCAGAGGUGACUUUGAGAUCACGCAGAAAACUCAGAAAAACGAGACUCGAGCAGAGAAAACUUUCAAAAAUGGCUUUGCAAAAUUAAAGAAAAAUCAAUCAAAGGCUUAAUCUUGAAUUGCUAUGCGCACAAAAAGUUGAAGUUUCAAAACUUGAACUAAGACGAUGUUAAAGAAAAAUCAACGUGAAUCAACACGUGGCGUAAAACUUAGAAGACUAAGAAAAAGUUCUAAGAGAAAACAAAGAAGAAGAGGACCACAGAAGGGUGUGGACAGAAGAGAAGGGCCCAAGAGUAAGGGGCCUAAGAGAGACAGGAGAGUCAGCACACAAGAGCAGAAGCAGAAGAGACAUAAGAGAGUGAGCAACCCCACUUCACUGGUUUUAUCUUCUCACACUGGGAGUGUCUGAGGAGAAAGAGGAGGGGGUCAUCGGGUCUCUGAUUAUUUGAUCUAACUUAUUCUUUUGGCUGGUAAAAGAGUCAGGUCUGAUACUCACUCACUAUGAUUAAUAUCAUUGAAUGCUAGGUUUCAUGAUCAAUAAUUUGGUACUAAACACAUAUGAAUGAAGUGUAGGAUCACAUCAAACUUCUCAUUAUGUUUUAAGUAUCACAUUGAACAUGCUAAAUUACUCUGAAAUGAAACAGAUAGUAACACAUGGAAACUGUGAACAACAAAAGAGUAAACAAAUGUGAAUGAACGUCAUCAUGAUUAAUAAUGGAUUCUAAAUACUCACAUUCAGAUUAUUCAAUGACAUUAUAACCACCUAAUGGUUAAGAUACUAAAUAAAUAACUAAAAUAUAAACCAAACAUUUCUAAACUGUUUCUGUUACCUAGAGUUAAGUUAUGAUUCAUAGUCGAUAAAUUUAACUCUUAAAAGUUCAUGAAACAGUCUGAAAAGCUGUUGGUCUAAAGAAACUAAAGAAUAAGGAUUUAUUCUGUCACAGUGAUAACUCGGCUUCUGAAGCACCUAGAAAAACGGGAAACAUCUCAUUUUAACACAAAUUUCAUGAUUAGACAGAUUAGUACAUUGCUGAAUGCAUAAGAUGUCAGGAUCAGUCAUUUGUAUUCUUUCACCAAAGGAAUGUAGUCUUUAUCAGUGUAUGGUCGAACAGGGUUUUACGACCGAGGUCUGGAGGUCAGUGUCCCCCCUUAUCCUGGGUUCCGUAUGUUCACACACUUUAAGAAGGUAAAUCUCAAAUGGGAGAUCUGGGUUGAGACGUUAAUGUUUAUUUAGAUGGUCAGUAAUGGAGUCAGUUUGAAAGGUAAUAAAAACUCUGUCUCUGUUCUCCGAAUCGACCAAUCAUGAAGAGUCAGAGGUUUAGUCAACCUCCGGUUGGGUCACUUAGGCAACCUGAAAGUGUAAACAAGUCUGGAAAGAUUUAUAUCCUGUUUCCUGGGACCAGAUAAGGAACUUUCCUGUGAGGAAUGUGUGAGAUUCACACCCAGGGUUGUCUUGAUUGCUACAAUCACAUUUAAACUCUAAUAUUUAAUUUGUCUUAAAGUCUACAUUACUGAUGUUGAGUGAUUUCCAAUAUUCAUGUAAACCAUCUCAACAACGUGAGGGGCAGAGAGAAAUGGCUGAUAUAGAAGAGAGAUAUAAUACCGUAUAAGAUGACAUACCAUGUAAUCAAAAUUAUUAUUAAUAUUAUAAUGUUACUUUAGGUGUUGACCUGUCUUAUAUUGUGCACACAGAGACCCUGCAGGAUACCAGGACUGGACUUUCUCCACUGUGCGCUGCUGGGGAGAGAAAGCUGAAGGCCAGUACAUGCUGAAGAUCUCCGACCACAGUGAGCCACCUUUCAUAACCUUAUUUAAUGUAUACUGUGAAUGCCUCUCCUGUCUGGCUGACCUCUUCUCUGCUCCUGCAGAAGAGCCAACAUCAAAGCAGUGUGCCGCUGUGGGCGUGCUGAAGCAGUGGGCUCUGACCCUGUAUGGCUCCUCCAUGACCUUCAGCGAGGUCAAGGAGAGGCAGAUGUAAGACUCUAAAGGCAUUUCACGUUUUUCAUUUCAGUGAUAACUCUUGACUCAGUAUGUUGACUGACUUACAUUCUGUGUGCUGAUUGACAGGCUGGUGGAGGAGGCUAUGAGCGGGAAGUAUCUGGACAGCAGCUUCUCUCUGCCCUGCCCUCCAGGCCUGAACAUCCCCUCAGAGAUAGUCAGCCCCUUUACCUCCAACAGCCUCAAGGUAAACUGCACAUUACCUCUCCUCUUCUGUCGCCUGAAUAAGGAAACAGUUUCUUUCCAACCCUCUGAGAGCCGCACAUUUUUAUAACUACAUAAUCAGAGUUGUGCUGUCCAAAAGCAUAGAUGGUGUUUUAAAUUUGACAUGAAAACAGUUCAAUCAAACUGGAUUUACUUUACCAUUCACUGUAAAUAUAACGUUUGGGUUUUGGUGUCUUUCUUCAUGGUAAACUGAGUUGAUAGGAAUCUUAAGGGGGUUUUACUUAAAAUGUUGCCAUAUGAUCACCUGAAUUUACUUUGUGGAUUGAACCUUUUUCCAACUUUCACCUCAUCCACACAUCCAGCUAAGCAAGUGGAAGACUAGCUCCUUUUGUGUUAUUGUAGCUAAUCCCCACUCUCUUUCUUUCUUUCUUUCUCUCUCUCUCUCUCUCUCCUUUGUCCUCUCCCCUCCAGUUCCUGCUGUUGCUGGGCUGCUUCGCUCUCUUCUGGUCUCUCUACUACACUCUGGAGGUCUCGCUGGCCCACAUCUACCUGCGCGGCCUGUUCUGCAUGGGCAAGAGGCGGGGCGCUCACCGAAACAGGAGGGGGCACAGAGGGAGAGGACUGGAGGAAGCGAUGGAGGAUGAGGAAGAGGAGGAGGAUGAGGACAGAGACUCAGGGGUGGAGCUGCUCACGGUGCUGGACUCUGAGGCCAAAGUGGCACUUUUAAACGGAGAACGGACAGCGACAUAACACUGAGCCAGAUCUCUGUGCUCUUAUGGCGUCUCAGGCUUCACUCCUCCCUCACCCACUCCUGUACUGCCUCUGAGCCCAGCAGACCUCACCUGGUCUGGAUUGUAGACUGACAAACUGUGAAGUCUCUGUCCGUGUCUGUAUUUCCUCAAAAACGUGGCCUUGUUAGGAAAUUGGUGUUUCCACUAUAGAGGGAGCGGCUGCUAGAUAUUACCCAAUCUUUUGAGGACAGAAACAUUUUAUCAGCUGUUUGCUUCCAUUUCCUAUCAGGGUCAGGUUUUCUGCUCCAUGAGGGUCAGGCAUGAUGAAAGAGGUACCUUUUAAAAGGUUUAGAAAUCUGGUUUAACGGCACAAUCCCGUGAGAGAAAGUGUUAAAACAGGUGGAACUGUACCUGGUUAAAAAGUGAGGUUACAACGUGAUGAACAAAAGGCACUCGUGGAGAGGCUGUAUCAAGGGAAAUAUAAUGACAUGAUGUGCACUAGAGAGUGGUACAACUCUGCUGUGACUCUGUGUGUGUGUGCGUACGUGCGUGCGAUUGAUGAGGUACCAGAGUGUAUGUGCGUGUGUGUGUGUGUGUGUGUGUGUGUGUGAAACCUGCGAUCUUGCAUGAAAAAGUGGAACAGACUUAUUUUCUGAGGUGUUAUUUUUCAAGGUUUUAAUUCUCAGUUUGGGUUUUAUUUUAAAUACUGUUAUGAUUAUCUGAGGGGUAUCAGCCGACUACUAAUUAACAACUUGAAGUGGGUUUUUAAAGUGUGGUUCUUGUAUUUUUAUAUGAAGUGUAAUAUAUAUACACACCGUGUGCCUGCUGUACAGCGCUUUAUUGUGUCUCAUGGUUUCUACCAAGUGUUUUAAAGAAUGUAUUAAAGAGCUCUAUUUUUUAUGUAAAGGAGUGUUUGGGGUGAAGGUGGAAACUGUGUUUUGCUGUGCAAGUCACAGAUGGUCUGAACGGUAAUAAAUCAUUGUUGGGCAGAAAUUCAAACGUGUGUUUGUGGUGGAUGCUAUGAUGUUAUGAU
Molecule: messenger RNA, 16237 nt
Organism: Xyrichtys novacula (pearly razorfish)
Lineage: Eukaryota; Metazoa; Chordata; Actinopteri; Labriformes; Labridae
Source: the annotation of a GenBank genome assembly